CUCAUUCCAUUCCACCUUCAAUUUUCCCAGUCACAAUUCAGAUCGAAUUAUCCUAUUCUUCGACUGAUAAUAGUGCCUGUUGAGACGAGAUGGGUGAUGGAAAUACCUUUGACAACAAAGACAACACGGUUCACAACCAGGCUGGUAGUCAAGUUGUUUAUGGCAGUAUUUAUAAUAAUACUUUCUAUACCUAUGAUCAAGAUGGCGCGCGACAUAUUGUUGAGGAUAAGUCUCAUCUUGAUCAGAAGCUCCUAGAAGCAGCCGCCAAAGGGGAGACUGCGAAAGUGGAGCAUCUACUGGACAACGGCGCAAACGUUUCGGCCGCGGAUUCGCAGGGUCACACAGUGCUUCAUGUCGCUGCAUCUGGGGGGCACGCUGAUAUUAUCAGCAUCCUCUUGCGGCGAGGGGCUGACAAAAAUGCGAGAAACCGCUCUAAUCACCGUCCUUCGGAGCUAGCCAGGUUGCUUGGUCAUAUUCCCCUUGCGAACAAGUUGGAGCUGAAUUUGCUUUGA
Aspergillus vadensis CBS 113365 is the source of this 512-nucleotide messenger RNA. RefSeq names its product ankyrin repeat domain-containing protein. The transcript is spliced from 3 exons. The coding region runs from base 90 to 512 and encodes 140 amino acids. NCBI's taxonomy places the organism in Eukaryota, Fungi, Ascomycota, Eurotiomycetes, Eurotiales, Aspergillaceae. The record is from RefSeq and is a predicted model, not a curated record. Gene Ontology annotation, molecular function: protein binding.